Rhineura floridana is the source of this 4502-nucleotide messenger RNA. RefSeq names its product diphthamine biosynthesis 6 (gene DPH6). Gene Ontology annotation, biological process: protein histidyl modification to diphthamide. The transcript has 15 exons. NCBI's taxonomy places the organism in Eukaryota, Metazoa, Chordata, Lepidosauria, Squamata, Rhineuridae. The coding region runs from base 17 to 2317 and encodes 766 amino acids. The record is from RefSeq and is a predicted model, not a curated record. Gene Ontology annotation, molecular function: diphthine-ammonia ligase activity.
CGCCCCUGUGCCUGCUAUGAAGUCUUUUCUCCUACAGGACUGCAGAGCUCACACUGCAGUUUGUAGCUGCCUACUUUCUCCAAGCAGCCGAGAGAACAGAAAAAUUCAGCAGCACCAAUGUCACAGGCGACGGCAUCCUAUCCAAGACUGCUGUUUGUUGGAACAGGCAGCUAGGGAGACAGACCCAGGCGGGCGGGACUUCUCGGGGAAGGAAGGAGCAUCAAACAGCAACAGCCGGGAAGCAACUGGUGGGAAAGACAGCUGUUACAAUAUGAUGCACUGUGUUGCUGCUGGGCAUCAGAUUGUUGCCUUAGCCAAUUUAAGGCCUGCUGAAAACAAAGAGGGGAAUGAUGAGCUGGACAGUUACAUGUAUCAAACAGUGGGACACCAUGCCAUAGAGCUGUAUGCAGAAGCAAUGGGUUUGCCUCUUUAUCGUCGUACUAUUAAGGGUACGAGUGUAGAAACUGGCAGAGUAUAUACCAGGUGUGAAGGUGAUGAGGUUGAAGAUCUUUAUCAUCUUCUGAAACUAGUUAAGGAUAAGGAAGCUGUGGAAGGUGUUUCUGUAGGGGCCAUUUUUUCAGACUAUCAGCGAGUCCGUGUGGAAGAUGUGUGCAAGAGGCUUAACCUGCAGCCUUUAGCUUACCUUUGGCGUCAGAACCAGGAAACUUUACUCAAAGAAAUGAUAUCCUCGAACAUUCAAGCAAUAAUAAUUAAAGUAGCAGCUUUUGGUUUAGAUCCAGAUAAACAUCUAGGAAAAACACUGGAUGAAAUGGAACCUUAUCUUUUGGAACUUUCUAAGAAGUAUGGGGUCCACAUCUGUGGAGAAGGUGGAGAAUAUGAAACGUUCACAUUGGAUUGCCCUCUGUUUAAGAAGAAAAUAGUUGUGGAUUCUUCAGAAGUUGUUGUGGAUUCAGCAGAUGCAUUUGCACCUGUGGUUUAUCUUCGACUGUUAAAAUUGCACUUAGAAGAUAAGGUGCAAUCUUUGGGCAAAGUCCUGGCUGUGACCUGUUCUUGUGAAGAAAAGCAAUUUGAAGAGAAUACAUGGCCCACAUCAGAUGAGCAAAAGGAAACUGCUUAUAUCACGUGGCACACCUCCAGGCCUACUUCUCUGAAGUCCAGCAAGGCAUUUGAAUGCUCAGGAAAGUCUCCACACGGUUACCAGUGGAUAACAGGCAUCAGUGCUCUCCUAAAUACAUAUGGAAGUGUGCAAGAAUCUGCUAAAAAUGGCAUUUCGUCACUCCAAGCUCAUCUGAAUUCAACAGGAUUGGAAUUGACAGAUAUUAUUUUGGUCCAUCUGUAUAUGAAGAGCAUGAAAGAUUUUGCUGUGAUUAAUUCAGUCUAUAUGACAGCAUUUGAUUUGUGUCCCCCAGCAAGAGUUUGUGUAGAAGUUCCCUUGCCUGAGGGAUUGUUGUUUCAGAUGGACUGCCUGGCACAUAAGUAUGAUGGGAUGAUUGGCGAUGUCCCUUGUCAACAGAAGCAGUUUAUGCAUGUACAGAGCAUCUCUCACUGGGCCCCUGCCAACAUAGGACCUUACAGUCAGUGCAUACAGGUUGGAGACAUUCUCUACUGUGCUGGACAAAUUGCGCUAGUGCCAUGUACUAUGCAGCUAGUGGGUGCUGGCAUGGAAGCAGAGGCUUUGGUUUCCUUAAGCCAUGUUGAAAAAGUCCUCAGAGCCAUGAGCCACAAUGCUGAACUCCACCAUGUACUUAUGGCAAACUGUUAUGUAACUGACAGCAAGUACAUUUCUGUUGCUCAAGCUGUGUGGCAGAAGAAAUUAAAAGAACUUCAAAAGACAGAAGACGAAGACAUGAAUAAUGAUGUACCUGCAACAUAUGGAGAACUGACUGUGGUUGUUGUGCCUUUCCUUCCCAGAGCUGCAUCCAUUGAAUGGCAUGUCAUUGCUGUAGUAGAUGAGCACCAGCAAAGGCAAAAAGAUGUGUUGGUGAGAUCACUUGAGAGCUUCCAAAUUAAAUGUGAAGCUGUGAAGUCCUGUCCAACUUGUAGUACCGCUAUUUCCAUAUCCUUAACCAUGACUUCACCAUCAACAUCUACAGUCAACUUAGAUAGUGUCCUGCAUGGCAUGGUGGACAUGUUUAAGCAAGCAGCAGAGAAGAUGUCAGCAGAUGGUGACACAACUGCUUUGUGUUUUAGAACGUUCUACCAAAAGAAUAUUGUUGACAUGGAGACACUGAAAGCAGGACUCCAAGUACAUCUCGAAGAACAAAUGGGCAAGAAAGCACCAGCUCUAGUCAUGGUGCCUGUGGUGGAUUUACCCAGCAAUGAAAUUAUUCAUAUAGCAUGUUGGCUCAGCAAGUAGUUAAGCAUCAACCACUGGUGCAUGCAUUCCACCAAAAGCAAGAAGGCAUCAUGUGAAUGUAUUGAAGAUGAUGGUGGUGCAUUGUCUGAUAUUAACAAAUAGACCUGUAGCUGAAACUUUUGGCAAAACGUAUCAUGGGAGUUUUGGAAUGUGGAAUUUAGAAGUCAGAAUCUCUCCUGUUUUGUAUUUCCCUUCAGAUUGUGCUUCAUUGUUUAAUGUAGCCUUUAUAGAAAAUUGCUAAGUUAACUUGAAAAAUUCCGUAUUUACAUGUAUGCUUCCUUCAGUAACUGUGGGCCAGAUUCUCAACAUGCUGCCUUUAAUUGUUAAUUUUCUAAUACUGGUGUACCUUCUGUUGAUCAGAAUCUUAUUCCAAGGAGAUGAGCUAUUUAUGCUGACACAGUCCCGUUAAGCUUAAUGUACUGUACUGUCAUAAAUACGGUAAAUGGCCCCAUAUUGCCCAAGAUCCAGAGCCCUAUACACACGAGGAUUCCAUUUUUAGCUAUGAGAGGCAAACAGCUGCAGAAGCUCAAGGGGCUCAUUCAUGUCCCAUAGCAGACAGCAGGAAAACCUAAUUGAGUACUCAGAUUGGAUCCACUGCCAAUUGGUUGUAAAAAAAAUGAAAGCUCAAGAGAGUGCCUCUUGGUAUUCAUAGUUUACAAAUCCAAAUUUAUCAGAUGUAUUUUGCAGCUCCAGACCACUGGUUGAGCCUUCCCUAAAUAGACAUUUCUGGGGAGGGAUAUCUGCAGGAGGCCCUCUCCAACAUGGCAGAAGAGAUGGACGAGCUUUAGAAGGCAGCAGCAGCACGUUCAGCUCAACUUGCUGGCAUGCUGACAGACUCGAGAUUGGGGUUACCAAAUGGAGACUCUUGAUGCUUUACUCUUUGCCAUAUUUAAUAAUGGCACUGCAGGUCCAGGCAUUAAUUUCUGCAUGGGAGCAUCCUCAGCUGGGUGUCUGCCAUGGAAGACAGUUGCUCAACUGGGGUCCAUACUUUAUUCCUAUUGUCCUAAAUGUAUUUUGACAUGACUGCCAUUAUCUUACUGCACCUAACUAUAAGAAGCAGCAUGUCUUCAUGUACGAAUUAACUUCCCUAAAACCAUUUGAAUAUUUUUUACUGUAAUUGAUGUAAAUCAAGCUAAACUUGGUCAAGUUCUGAAACAUGGAAGCCAUUAUAAUAACAGCAAAUGCAAAAUACAGUAUCUUCAGUAAUUCCAUGGAUUGUGUAUAAAGUAUAUUGCUGAACUGGGGUUCAUAUUUAACUUCCAUUGCCUUCAAUGUAUUUUGACAUGACUGUUUAUGGAUCUGGCUGCCAUGAUCUUUCUGCACCCACAAUAAAAAGUUUCCCCUUGUGCAAAUGUUUGACUGAUUAAAUCCUUCCUUUACACAACCUGAACCCAGGCUUCUGGCUAUCCUUCAGUGAACAUAUUCUGUGUUCUACCAGCAACCCUUCCUUCCUCACUCCUAGCAUCCCCAGCAGAUUGCUGGCCAGCUUUUCCCUGAAGAUAACAAGUGAGAGAAAGCCCACUUCUCUAGGUAAUUGGUUCCACUGUCAAACUCAAGUCCUUUCAAGACAUUUAUCCUAAUGUUCACCCAGAUCUACUCUCCUGUAGCUUAACUCUUUUAGAUCUAGCCACACCCUCUGAGGCAACAGAGAAUAAGUCUUUCCCUGUUCGGUGUGGCAGACCUUCAGGGCAGUACCCAACUAAACAAUUCCACUAGCACAAGCACUUUGGCUGUGCAAGAGAAGUUCCCCUCUCCUCUCAUUCCCCUGCAUGCCCCCUAAAUCUGCCCUGGAGAGUUGGGGGAACACCCAGAACAUGUUUAGGCAGGGCACAGGGAGAGGAGAGAGAGAGAGAAAGUUCAAUUGCAUGGCCAAAACUGCUUAGUGGAGCUGGAUGGCAGCCUUAGGUAUUGGAGAGUGUUGUCAUUCACCCUUCCACCUAGGGUGAAAGCAUGUUUAGUGGGAUGAUAGAGAUUUUAAUGGCUGCACUUAGAAAAUGAAACACCUUGCCCCAUGAAGUAUGGCUGGCCCCUUCCUCAUUUUUUCUCAUGGGUUACUAAAGUCCACAUUGUUCCAGCAGGCUUUUGCUUACAGAUGUUUUUAUGGUUGACCAAUUUGUUUUAUAUACUUGUUUUUAUGAAAUUAUAAAAUUAGAUGUCAUAUUUUUGUGGUAUUUUUGUGCAAGGA